Messenger RNA from Dioscorea cayenensis subsp. rotundata (Guinea yam), 1259 nucleotides. Its product is annotated as glucan endo-1,3-beta-glucosidase-like. The transcript is spliced from 3 exons. Bases 198 to 899 code for a protein of 233 amino acids. Lineage: Eukaryota; Viridiplantae; Streptophyta; Magnoliopsida; Dioscoreales; Dioscoreaceae. The record is from RefSeq and is a predicted model, not a curated record.
UUCAUCUCCCUUCCAUAUAUAUAUAAAACUCUCCUACAAAGCUGAAGAGAAACAAAAGAAACCCAAAAAAAGAUAAAGAUCAGUGAUCCUGCUUUACUACCGACCUUCUUCACCCUCUUUCCAAUGGCCAUCUCAUUCCUCUUCAAGCUCCUUAUAUCUACCCAAACCUCAUCCAUUUCCAUCCAUUCACCUUCAUCAUGGAGCCAAGAGAUGCAUACUUGGGAUUACUUAUAAUCUACCUUCUUCUCUCUUUGUCCAAGCCUACCAACUUUCUCAUUCACACAGAAGCAAGAAGACACAACAAUCAAAUGAAGACACUAACAAACUUUGUAGCUUACUCAUCAUCCUCAGACCCAUAUCUCAUGGCACCUUCUGAUAACUUUAAUGCUCCUUAUUGUGUAUAUCCACCUUCAUUUCCAUCACCACCUUCUACAACUUUUCCCACACCUACAUUCCCCUUUCUUCAACCACCACCAUCACCAGAAUCAGAACAAGAACCUCCUCCAGGGCCACCGGAAUACGAAAGAAGCCCGCCGGAGUUUAUUCCAGGAACACCGGCUUUUCUGCCACCGAUAGUGUACCCUCCACCGUCCGUGCCACCGCCACCUUAUCGCGGCCCAACUCAGGCGUUGUGGUGUGUUGCUAAGCCAACAGUUCCAGACCCUAUCAUUCUUGAAGCCAUGAAUUAUGCUUGUGGCUCUGGAGCUGAUUGUGAUGCCAUACAACCUAAUGGUGCUUGUUUCCAACCUGAUACAUUGAUAUCUCAUGCUUCAUUUGCUUUCAAUAGUUACUGGCAGAGGACUAAGUUGGUUGGAGGAACUUGUGAUUUUGGUGAUGUUGCCAUGUUGAUCACUAGAAACCCAAGUUAUGAUGGGUGUACUUUCACCUUGAACAUGUGAGGUGGUGGUGGUCUACUUAAUUUGAUUUUAUAUAUAUAUAUAUAUAUUGUUAUUUUUUUCAGAAUUAUGGCGGUGGAUAAAUUGUAAUUUGGACAAAAGUGACAGGGUCUUAUGUUGGCUGCUGAAUAUUAGUUGUUAAUAGUUUUAGUCAGGGGUGGGAAACUUAAUUUAGAUAGAAUUAUUUUAAAUGUUUUCAGUAUGACUUCUUUAGUUACAAGUCUCAAUGAAAUUGACAAGUCUUUUUGUUUUUUUGUUUUUCCUUUAUUUAUUGCCUUAGAAGGGAAAUCCACAAACUUGAAUUUAUAUUUUCAACAUAUGUUAAAUUACUUUUGAAUGAAGAGUUCACUAUGUUUGUUAUUA